Molecule: messenger RNA, 2715 nt
Organism: Xenopus tropicalis (tropical clawed frog)
Lineage: Eukaryota; Metazoa; Chordata; Amphibia; Anura; Pipidae
Gene: panx3
Product: pannexin 3
Exons: 5
Coding region: 151-1377 (408 amino acids)
Biological process (GO): positive regulation of interleukin-1 production; monoatomic cation transport; transmembrane transport
Cellular component (GO): endoplasmic reticulum membrane; plasma membrane; membrane
Molecular function (GO): channel activity
Source: RefSeq, a predicted model, not a curated record
UAGUUAUUUUAGAUUUGCUUUGUGAGUUAUAAAGAAGCAAGUGACUUCUGCAGGAACAGAACAUUCGGGAGGAUACAUGCUCUAGCAGAAACGCACGGCCUGCUCUGUGCCAUUCACAUUUCUUCUGUGUGUAUUGUUUUUAUCUAUAACAUGUCGCUUGCAAACAGAGUUGCGGAGUAUAUGUUAUCAGAUGCACUGCUACCAGAUAAUCCUCCAAAAAAGAGAGGCCUUCGCCUGGAAUUACCUCUUGACCGAAUCAUCACUCUGGUUUCAGUUGGCCUGCCUCUAUUGCUUAUAUCCUUAGCAUUUGCAAAAGAAAUUUCUACAGGACCACAGGUCAUCUGUUUUCCUCCAAGUAAUUUUACAGAAAAACAGACUGAGUAUGUUGACAAGCACUGCUGGCAUUCCCUGACGCAUCAUGAUUUUAAUUUUGAUGGAAGUAUUUCUGUACAUUCUUUAUGGAUCCAUAAGGUUUUUCCAUACACUUUAAUGAUAGUUGCUGUUGCUAUGUAUAUUCCUGUAGUACUGUGGAAAUAUGUUUCCAAGUCAUUGCUCAACUCAGACCUUCUUUUUAUUGUGGAUGAACUGGACAAAUCCUAUAAUCGAUCAAUCAAGCUUGUUCAGCACUUACUAAAGGCCCACAGAACAUGUUCUGAUCCAAAUUUGUUUUGGGAGGAGCUAAAAAGUGCUCGUCAUGUGAGAUACUUUGAAUUUCCUCUGCUGGAGAGAUACCUGACUUGCAAACAGCACUCGCAUUGCCUUGUACUAACGUACCUCCUGAGAAAUGCGCUGCUGCUCCUCUUCAUUGCACUUACCUGCAUCUAUCUGGGCAUCUUUCACCUCACUGUUUUCUAUCAAGAGGAAUUCACCUGCCUGGUAAAAACCAGGUUCCUAAGGACUGAUAUACCCAAACCAGAAUUUGUCAACUGCAAAUUUGUUUCCCUCGCCAUAUUUCAAAUCAUAAGUGUCGCUAAUGCAGUGAUAUACAUUCUUUUGGUUCCCAUGAUCAUUUAUAAUUUAAGCAAAUUAUGCUAUUGGGACAAGCAAUUCUUAAACGUGUAUGAAAUGCUUCCUGCAUUUGACCUCCUUAGCAAGAAAAUGCUUGGGUGCCCUAUUAACGAUUUAAACGUCAUCAUUCUUUUCCUGCGGGCUAAUAUUUCAGAACUAAAAUCAUACAGUCGCCUAAGUGUUUUGUGUACGCUCAAGGACACCGCAAAUAAAAAGCAAAACAUCGACACAGUUGUGGAUUUCAUGACUCUUCUUGUGGGAAUGGAUAUGGAAAACACGGGACAGGACAGUCCAACAUCUGAGGAUGGGGACCAACCUCCAUCCGGAAAGGAAUGUUACGAAUUGGGAAAAAUUGAAGAAACACCAUAGAAUGUAAAAGAACAAAUCCAGGCAAAUGGAAUAACAACAAUUAGCCGAGAAGGGAAAAGCAGUUGCCACAGUAGUUGCUGUAUCGUACCAGUUUCAAAACUUUAAGUAUUGUGCCCAUGUAUUUUGAGAUGCCAACAUAUAUCCCUGGCCAGACCAGAUACAACUGACCUAGCCAGCCUGCUGAAAUAUAUUGCAAUUUGAACAAACAUUUUAGAAGCCUUUUGCACAAAAUAUCAGCGAGUGGUGAAAGUAUUUUGUUCCAUUUAAUUAUACGGAUCGGCUCUCAGUGAUUACCUUCUUAAGUUAGAAAUGCUUGUGGUGGUGAGCACAGCUUUGCCCUUAAUUGAACCAGAGCAGCCGGAUUUUGUUAAGGGGGAAAUUCACCUUAGUUAACUUUUAGUAUGUUAAAGAAUGUCCAGUCAUUUUUCAACUAGUAAUUUUCGUGUUUUAUAAUUAUAUGCUGACUUUCAGACAGGGGUUAGUGAACUAUUGCUCUGUGAUACAAUUUUAAUGUUAUUACUUAUGUUUCCAUUCAGACCCUCUCAUAUUCAUCAUCCUGUUUCUCAUUCAAACCCCUAUUCCAUUUUGAUUUUUGUCAGUUUUCUGGUUGCUAGAGUCUGAUUAUCCCAGCAACAAGAUAACUGCUGAAAAUCAAAACCAGAAUCCAAAAAAUAAUUGACUAUCAUGCCUAUUUAAUUAGAACAGUUUAAAGGUGAACUACCUUAUAAAGUUUAACUGGCCAGAGACCAACAUGUCUAGAACAUUACUAGUUACAUACGGUUGAAGACCAGAGUCCAUCAAACCUAUACUAACAGACUGACUGGUUGCCAAGGUAAACUAGACCUUAGCAAACAGAUUGCUGCUGUAAUUCCAAAAUGGGGAGCUGCUGGACAACAAGUUAAUAACAUAAAAACCAUAAGAAAUAGGAAAUGAAAACUAAUUGCAAAUUGUCUCAAAAAAUCUAUGUCUAUGUCAUAAUAAUAUAAAAAGGUGAAAAACCCCUUUAAUAACCUCAGAAUACUUAACCAAUAGAUAAGUUAUAUCAUGCGACCUAUAAAAGAUACCAUCUUUGUAAAUAGUGCCCUUUUACAUCUUUUCCCUUGAGCCACCAUUUUGUGAUAGGCUCCCUUAGAGAUCACCUGACAGGAAAUAAUACAGUUGUAACGGUAACAGGAAGAAGUGUAAGAGUAAAAGAUUUAAUCUAGCAUAUUUGUGUGUGAGCACAGUAAAUGACAUAUAGAGGGGGGCAAAAGUACUUAAAAUGGCAGUUUUUCUAUUCACCCAAUUCCACAUACUUCUAGAAAAGUAGGUUGUUAUAAAAAUUGCUUAUUUAAAGGA